This is a messenger RNA of Cyphellophora attinorum, 1476 nucleotides long. RefSeq lists its product as uncharacterized. NCBI's taxonomy places the organism in Eukaryota, Fungi, Ascomycota, Eurotiomycetes, Chaetothyriales, Cyphellophoraceae. The record is from RefSeq and is a predicted model, not a curated record. The transcript has a single exon. Bases 1 to 1476 code for a protein of 491 amino acids.
AUGGAACUCAUGGGCAUGGAUACCGACUCUCUGCGCGCGGUAGUCAACACCGUUAUCGCAAGCGGAAGAAGCCAGGAUAUCAAGUCGCUUCGCCAGACAUGCAAAGAUAUCCUCAGUAUGGUACCGACACACAUUCUUCUCUCCACCAUGCGUAUAACACUCAACUACGAGAACUACAAGUUCUUCCUGGAGUUGUCUACCUCUGAUCGGCGAUACGAUGUCACUCAAUUGGUCGUCGAGCUAGAGCUGCCGCUACAGACAUACACCCGCAACGAAUGGGAGACAUGGUUGAGAACCUUCAGUCUAUAUUCGCCACUACUAGAAGAGAGUACCAGAAGUCGUGUUGCAUACCGAUGGGCCCUCAGACCGCGGAUCGAUGCGCUCAGAGCACUCAAUCAACAUGAUCAACUGAAGCAGAAGGAUGCAUGCUGGGAGGUCUACAAGAAGGCGCUCGCAGCGCACGAGGCUUUCACCCAUGAUUGGCAGAACAACGGGGCCUGCAAGUGGAAGGAGAUAUUCCAGGCAUUCACAAACCUCCAAAGUGUCCAUUUUGUAGCCGGGCCCGCAUCGAGGCUCAACAACGUCGGCAUAGCCAGCAACCUGAGUCUGUUUUCUAUACACUACAGAACUCUGACACUGCCUCCUCUGAUCAAAGAUGUUGGAUACGAGGACCAGGACAACGCCUACUUCGCGCGCGAAACCGAGCCUGAACGGGUUCCAGGCAUGUGGGUGUGCUCAAUCCUGGAUGCUCUGCAUGCGUCAGCCGUCUCACACGUCGAGUACCUUGUCCUAGACUCCCUUCCAACACAGUUAUUCCGCCAUCUGAACCUGACAUCAUCAAGUUCUGGUCUUCCAGGUCUUAAAUACCUUUAUGUUUGCCUCAUGGCCCCCAGAACCAUGGCUGUGCAGGAGGCCAAUCUAGUCCGCACCAAUCUCAACAGAUUUGCCAGUCGCAUCGGUCCCAGCAUGACGGCGCUCGAUUGGUACGGUGGCGUACAUACGAACGAGAUCACUCGCGUGUCCGUCAGUCCGCCUGUUCUCGGCCCAACGCUCAACCCCCCGGUGGGUCUGGCCUCUUCGAUCCGGAAGGUCCAACUUUACCGGGUUAAGGAUUCCUUCUCGGCUUUGACGGGCUUGUUCGGGGCUAUCGGCCAUGGCUUGACCGCUCUUACACUGUCACAUGUGACCUUGACGAAUGGGUACUGGGUGGACAUGUUCCAUCUCAUUCAUGACAUCUGCCAGAACCUGCAGACCGCCACCAUCGUGGAUGGGACUGAGUUGACCGAGGUCGGGAGCGUGAGCGGACCGAGAGUCUGGCGAGUCGAUGUCUCUUUCCCUGGAAUUCUUUUGCCUGCGAUCUGCGGCUGGCUCGAGCGAUCGCCGGCCUGGCAGAUGGCUCCGCUGCGUGCAAGACGGGAUGGGGGUCAUCCGGCUGAGUGGGGACGUGUUAGUGACCAGUCCUUCAGCUACCCGUGA